UGAUUUUUAAUUUUAUGAACACUUGCGACUUGCUCUGUGUUUAUGUAGAGUUAACAAAACAAAAAGUGUUGUACCGGUUAUAUCUUUAGUAAUUCACUAGUUUUUAUACGAAAACGCAUCUAAGCUCAAGUGAAUAUACCUGCUUCAAUCGCUAAGAAAAGAUUUAUAAUUAAAUCGUACUUUCAUCACACACAACAUGAUUCCCGGAGAAAUAUUUGCAGAAGACAUGAUGAGUACCAUCAUACGGUAUGGCUUGUAUAUUGGAGCAGCUUUUCAACUGGUCUGCUUAUUAGCAAGCGUUACCCUCACUGACGACCAGAGUGAACCGUAUCCUUAUGAAAAGACAUACACAGAUAGUGACGAGUGCAGCUCUGAACAGUCAUCUCCGGGGCACAGAGCAACUAUAUCUCGUGCUAGACGCCAUGAUAAGAAGAAACGACGAUAAACUAUGUAAAAGCAGGGAAUGGUA
Messenger RNA from Colias croceus (clouded yellow), 469 nucleotides. RefSeq names its product protein anon-73B1. The transcript has 2 exons. Lineage: Eukaryota; Metazoa; Arthropoda; Insecta; Lepidoptera; Pieridae. Gene Ontology annotation, cellular component: membrane. The record is from RefSeq and is a predicted model, not a curated record. Bases 197 to 445 code for a protein of 82 amino acids.